Messenger RNA from Contarinia nasturtii (swede midge), 1524 nucleotides. Its product is annotated as 3-oxoacyl-[acyl-carrier-protein] synthase, mitochondrial. The record is from RefSeq and is a predicted model, not a curated record. The transcript is spliced from 2 exons. Gene Ontology annotation, molecular function: 3-oxoacyl-[acyl-carrier-protein] synthase activity. Gene Ontology annotation, biological process: fatty acid biosynthetic process. The coding region runs from base 75 to 1460 and encodes 461 amino acids. NCBI's taxonomy places the organism in Eukaryota, Metazoa, Arthropoda, Insecta, Diptera, Cecidomyiidae.
UGUUUUUUUUAUCACUAUUUUUAUUUUGAAGUCAGAGUGAGUGCAUAAAAUAAAAUAGAAAUCUAGAAAAUAGAAUGUUUUACGAUCGGUGUUUAUAUCAUUUCGCCAAAAACACAUCAAUCAAUUUAUUAGAGCACUUACAAGUGCAUCGUAUCAGUGUAUGGCGAAAAUAUUCUCAAUCUAAUUCAAAUCGACGUCGCGUUGUUGUUACUGGUGUUGGAUUGAUUUCACCGAUUGGUUGUAGCGUCCAAGUAGCCUGGCAAAACCUAUUGAAUGGAUAUUGUGGAGUAAAAACACUGAAAGAUCCAAAAUAUGAUGCACUACCAUGUAAAAUAGCCGCAACUAUAGACGAAAAUGAAAUAAAACUUCAUGACCACUUCUCUAAGAGUGAACUACGGUCCAUAGCCCCAGCGACAUCAUAUGCAUUGCUGGCAGCAAAGGAAGCAUUACAGAUGGCCAAAUGGCAGCCAAAUAAUGAUGAAUCGAAAGAUCGAACUGGCGUUGCAGUGGGAAUGGGAAUGGUCGAUUUGGCCAGUAUUUGCGAAACAUAUGAAGCAUUACAGACCAAUGGAUACAAUCGUGUUAGUCCACAUUUUGUUCCGAAAAUUCUGACGAACAUGGCUGCUGGACAAAUUAGCAUAAAAUAUGGUUUUCGUGGACCAAAUCAUUGUGUUUCGACUGCAUGUGCGACAGGCGCUCAUGCAAUUGGUGAUUCAUUGCGAUUUAUUCGUAAUUCAGAUGCAGAUGUUAUGGUCUGUGGAGGAGCUGAAGCGUGUGUAACACCAUUAUCGAUAGCUGGUUUCUGCCGUUUAAGAGCCUUGGCUACAAACUACAAUGAUCGCCCAUUGAACGCAUCUAGACCAUUUGACCGUGAUCGGAGUGGCUUUGUAAUGGGCGAAGGAGCCGGAAUUUUAGUAUUGGAAGAAUUGGAGCAUGCCAAGGGUAGAAAUGCUACGAUACUGGCUGAAAUCCUUGGAUAUGGUCUGUCUGGCGAUGCAUCACAUAUUACGUCACCGAGUCCAGAAGGAAAAGGUGCAUUUUUAGCAAUGAAGAAUGCAUUGAACGAUGCACACAUUUCUGCAAACGAUGUUAGUUUUUUGAAUGCACAUGCAACUAGCACACCAAUUGGUGAUACCAUUGAAGCAAAUGCUAUUCGGCAACUAUUUGGUGAACAAACCGAAAAGCUUCAUGUUUCAUCAACCAAAGGACAUCAUGGUCAUUUGCUUGGUGCUGCUGGAAAUCUUGAAGCCAUUUUCACUAUACUUGCGUGCAAUCAAGCGAAAAUUCCACCAACUCUAAACUUGGAAAAUGUCCCAGAAAACAUCAAAUUCAUUAAUUUUGUUCGUAGUCAGCCAAUAAAUUGGAAAUGCGAUGAAAAUACAAAACGAAUAGCAAUUAAAAAUUCAUUCGGUUUUGGCGGAACGAAUGCAUCUAUUUGCAUUUCGGAAUAUAAAUCUUAAUAAACAAAAAUAGCACUCACUCAAUUUGUUAAUGUUUUAGAAUAAAAUAUUUGCAAUGAAUUAA